Molecule: messenger RNA, 491 nt
Organism: Colletotrichum navitas
Lineage: Eukaryota; Fungi; Ascomycota; Sordariomycetes; Glomerellales; Glomerellaceae
Exons: 1
Coding region: 136-387 (83 amino acids)
Source: RefSeq, a predicted model, not a curated record
AGCCAAAGCUGUAUCUAAACGUAGAUACCUACGUCCUCCGGUUACUUCUGCCAAGCAUUCAAGGGAGGUACCGGAGUCAAGCACAGUUAGAUACAGGUAGCGUGGUGUGUGGUGUGUGGUGUGCGUCUUUGCUGCAUGAGAGCGGCUGGGUCUCUCAUUAUGGGGCCACUCACACUCUUACUAGGUAGGUACCUAGGUGUAGGUACUCCGUACUCUCACUCACUCCCACUCCCACUCACUCUCACUCCCACUCACUCCCACUCCCCACGCUCUCCUCUCUCUCUCUCUCUCGCUCUCUCUCUCCUUCACUCACUCGCAUGUACCUUUUCCCACCCUUCCCACCUUUCCGACAGCGCGCCGACCACAAAAGUGACAUUGGCCGGUUAAAACACCAUUGCUCUCUCUCUCUGCCAAUCCUUUCUCGUCUCCUCCGCUCGUCUCCAACCCUUUACCUACCCUCUCGUCCCCCCCUUCUGCCCUUCCUUCGCUCU